AUUUGCUUCUGUCAAAGAAAUGUUUGAUCCCGUUGUCAAUAAAAUUCUUGAAUUAAUUUUAGAUCAAUUAAAGGCUUCUAAAGAGAAAUGCUCGGCUAUAUUUUUGGUUGGAAGGUUUGCGAAAUCAGCAUAUUUGUUAGAUAAAUUUAAAGAAAAUUUUAGGUUUCAAGUAGACAACAUUUGCAUUCUGACAUUACCCAUUGCAGCAGUGAUCCGAGGAGCCUCAUAUUAUGAAUUAAAUGCCAACACAGUUAAAACACAUGUUCUUAAAUGGACUUUUGGAAUAGAAUGCUUUGCAAAGUGCGGUUCAAAAGUUGAUAUUAACGAACCAUUCUCUAAAGUAAUCUAUCCAGUUAGACCAAAUAAGAAAUCAGAGUUUAUUCUACUGCAUGCGUAG
Molecule: messenger RNA, 397 nt
Organism: Racocetra persica
Lineage: Eukaryota; Fungi; Glomeromycota; Glomeromycetes; Diversisporales; Gigasporaceae
Source: the annotation of a GenBank genome assembly